This is a messenger RNA of Macroventuria anomochaeta, 1284 nucleotides long. RefSeq lists its product as uncharacterized. The record is from RefSeq and is a predicted model, not a curated record. Lineage: Eukaryota; Fungi; Ascomycota; Dothideomycetes; Pleosporales; Didymellaceae. The transcript has a single exon. Bases 1 to 1284 code for a protein of 427 amino acids.
AUGAAGUCAGUUCUAGUAUCAGCGCUCAGCUUGCUGGCAGUGGCGGCUUCCCAGGUCACCUUCCAGAAUGCUUCGCAAACAAUUCUACGCGUCGACUCUGGAUCUUACGGCCCAGAGAUCGAGGAGGUCCACUACUACUACGAACAAUGGCCUAUCGGUAUUGCAGUAUCAUCUACCGGCCGAAUCUUCGCAUCCUAUACGCGCGGCAACUACACCUUCACGCUCGGUGAGACCGUCAACAAAACUGCGGAGCGCCCUUACCCAUCUCCAGGACUGAACCUUCCAGUCAGCCAGCUGAACACAACAUGGAACGGCAUUGGGUUUGGAAGUGGGAACAGUACGGGUUUAAUCUCUGUCCAGGCUCUGUACAUCACUCCAAAAAGCCAAGCUCGGCCUGAAACUCUUUGGGUUGUUGACACUGGCCGACCUACCAUCAUGGAUUCGAGCGGUGCACCGACGAUGCCGUACGCGCAACCUGGCGGACCGAAGAUCAUUGGCAUCAAUUUAUUGAACGACACUGUCUACGCAACAUACACUUUCCCGCCAUCGGUACAUUUUCCAGACUCUUACAUGAACGAUAUCCGCUUCGAUCUUCGCACCAAUGUUACGCAAUCCGGACAGGGCGUAGCAUACAUCGUUGACAGCAGCGAUGAAGGACGGCCUGGUUUUAUCAUGCUCGACCUCGGGACCGGUGAGAGUUGGCGUCGCCUCACUCAGCACCCAAGUGUUCUUCGCGUCGACCGCGAUGUACCCAGCUACCAAGGCCGUCCUUUCUACCAGAAGACGAUGGGAACUCCUAUCCAAACACUAAGGGAAGGUCUUGACGGUCUUCAACUCUCGCCUGAUGGCUCUCGCCUCUACUACUCCGCCUUGACUACCAACUAUCUCUACAGCGUCCCGACUGCCAAUCUACUGGCCCCCCCAAGCGGCCCACUUGUCGAGAUUGCAGCCGCAAACAACGUGACGGAUCAUGGUCAGCGCGGCGGCAACGCCAACGGCUUUGAGGGCGACUCUAAUGGUUUGAUUUACCAGCUCAUGCCCGAGCACAACGCCAUUUACUACUAUGAUCCGAAGGAUCUGCAGACACACUCAUUUGUGAGGGAUCCCAGGAUUAUCUGGCCUGAUGGCGCGAGUAUCGCGGCGGAUGGGUACAUCUACAUGAACAUCAACCAGCUGCCGUACCAGCCGAUGUGGAACAAUGGGACAGAUCUAAGAACAUGGCCCGGUGCAGUGUUGAGGUGCAAGUUGCCUGGUGAUGGAACAAAGAUCUCGACCUUGGGUUGA